AGGCUCGUCUGCUGUCAGGGGCAGCCAAUCCCAAGGCUCUGUGGGGCCAGGCAAGGUCGGUGCCGCGGUCCAAAGGAACCCGCGUAUGGAGACCUCGGCGGCGAUUCUCUGUGACCGCGUGUCUGCUACCCACUGCCCAGUGUGGUUUUCCGGAGGGAAGCUCUUCUUCCUGCUUUAUUUCUACCUUUGACCUAUCUUUCUGGGAGUUUCCCUUAACACACCCAAACUAAAAGUCCAGACUGAAGAGAGCAAGUCCCAGAAAAAGGUCAAGAUGGGGUUUAUAUUUUCAAAAUCUAUGAAUGAAAACAUGAAAAAUCAACAAGAGUUCAUGCUUAUGAAUGCUCGACUUCAGCUGGAAAGGCAACUAAUGAUGCAGAAUGAAAUGAGGGAAAGACAAAUGGCCAUGCAGAUUGCUUGGUCUCGGGAAUUCCUCAAAUAUUUUGGAACGUUUUUUGGCAUUACAGCCAUCUCUUUAACAGCUGGAGCAAUAAAAAGUAAAAAGCCAGCCUUCCUCUUCCCUAUUGUUCCAUUAAGCUUUAUUUUCACCUACCAGUAUGACUUGGGCUAUGGAACCCUUCUACAAAGAAUGAAAAGUGAAGCUGAGGACAUACUAGAAACAGAAAAGAGUAAGUUGCAGCUGCCAAGAGGAAUGAUCACUUUUGAAAGCCUUGAAAAAGCCAGAAGGGAGCAGAGUAAAUUCUUCAUAGACAAAUGAAAUCAUGUUUACUCACCAAAUCUCUAAGCACAAAAUGAUUGGCUUGAAUCAUGGUUUUUAUAAUUUUUUAAUGCUCAAAAUUUUGAUAUAAUGGUUUUUAUUUUAAAAUAUUAAAAUGCAAGAUGAGUUUUGUUGAGCUAUUUUAAAACAAAAUUUGUAACAUUCAACACAAAAUCAUGGAGGUACUCUAAAUAACUUUCAUAUUUCCUACAUAUGUGUGAUUAUAAAUACCUAAGUGUAAAAUUAAUAAAUUAUGUUUAUUUGAAGUCCUGGAA
Nycticebus coucang (slow loris) is the source of this 990-nucleotide messenger RNA. It is a transcript of the gene PLGRKT, whose product is annotated as plasminogen receptor with a C-terminal lysine. Gene Ontology annotation, cellular component: plasma membrane. The transcript is spliced from 6 exons. NCBI's taxonomy places the organism in Eukaryota, Metazoa, Chordata, Mammalia, Primates, Lorisidae. The record is from RefSeq and is a predicted model, not a curated record. The coding region runs from base 272 to 715 and encodes 147 amino acids. Gene Ontology annotation, biological process: positive regulation of plasminogen activation.